This is a messenger RNA of Argiope bruennichi, 4470 nucleotides long. RefSeq names its product coronin-6-like (gene coro). Gene Ontology annotation, biological process: actin filament organization. Gene Ontology annotation, molecular function: actin filament binding. Bases 211 to 1692 code for a protein of 493 amino acids. The record is from RefSeq and is a predicted model, not a curated record. The transcript has 11 exons. NCBI's taxonomy places the organism in Eukaryota, Metazoa, Arthropoda, Arachnida, Araneae, Araneidae.
UCAGUAAUCCAUACAUGGUAAACAGCGCGGGUGUGCCAGUGCCGAAGUCUUCGAGAACGCAUGCGCUAGUUUUAACUACUCGUGCUUUAAGUUCUAAUAUGAAAGUAUUAAAUAAUUUUGUAAGAAUAACAUCAUAAGUCUUUUUAACGCGUGUUGUGCGAGAUUUUAAAGUAACAAGUUAAUAUUAAGAAGUUUCUUCAUCAGUAAAAGAUGUCUUUUCGCAUCGUACGCAGCAGUAAGUUUCGUCACAUUUUUGGACAACCAUUGAAGCGUGAACAGUGUUAUGACAACAUUCGGAUUACGUCAAACUCGUGGGAUGCCAGCUUCUGUGCUGUCAAUCCUAAAUUUUUAGCAAUUGUUAUUGAAGCUGCUGGUGGUGGAGCUUUUAUGGUGCUUCCACUUAAUAAAACUGGCAGAAUUGAACCCAAUUAUCCUCUAGUAAGUGGACAUAGAGGCCCUGUUUUGGAUAUUGCAUGGUGUCCUUUCAAUGACAACGUCAUUGCCAGUGGCUCAGAGGAUGGUAUCGUACGAGUUUGGCAGAUACCGGAUGGAGGCCUAGUUCGCCCACAAACAGAUCCUAUUGUUGAACUGAUUGGUCACCAAAGGAGAGUUGGUCUAAUUCUUUGGAACCCAGUUGCCAACAAUGUUCUCUUAAGUGCAAGUGCUGAUUUAAAGAUUAUAAUUUGGAAUGUUGGCACUGCCGAAAUAUUAUAUUCUAUUAAUCAUCCUGAUCUCAUUUAUUCUGUAUGCUGGAACUGGGAAGGAAGUCGGAUUGUUACUACUUGUAAGGACAAGAAAAUUCGGAUCUAUGAUCCAAGGAAUGGUGAUAUGGAACAGGAAGCUUUAGGGCAUGAGGGGGCUAAGCCUCAAAAAGCAAUAUUCUUAAGAAAUGGAUUAGUGUUCACAACAGGGUUUUCUCGAAUGAGUGAAAGGCAAUAUGCAUUGAGAAGUGAAGUUGCCUUAUCUGAACCCAUUGUUCUUGAAGAGCUUGAUACAAGCAAUGGAAUUUUAACUCCUAUUUAUGAUCCAGAUGUUAAUUUAUUAUAUCUAUGUGCAAAGGGUGAUAGCAAUAUUCGAUACUUUGAAAUCACUGAUGAACCUCCAUUUGUGCAUUACAUCAACACUUACCAAUCCACAGAACCUCAGCGUGGUGUAGGUGCUAUGCCAAAACGAGGCUGUGAUAUUCAUCAGUGUGAAAUUGCCAGGUUUUACAAAUUACAUUCUAGAGGCUUCUGUGAAGUUAUAACAUUUACAGUACCAAGAAAGUCUGAACUAUUUCAAGACGACUUGUAUCCGGAUACAUUAGCUGAUACACCUGCCAUGUCAGCUGAAGAGUGGAAGGAUGGGAAAGAUGCUGAACCAGUUCUUAUGAGUUUGAAAGAUGGGUAUAAACCAAGAGCUCAAGAAUUCAAAUUAUCUAAAAGUAAAUCAAAUAUUUUAGACAGAAUGCCUUCUAAGAGUCGAGAAAAGACCGAAAGUGUGCCAAAAGAAAAACUCGAUGAAAUAAUGGAAGAAAUUCGCAAGCUUAAGGGUACCAUACUUAAACAAGAAGUUCGCAUUAGAGAACUGGAGAGGAAAGUGGAAGAGACAAAACCACCUGCACCUGAAGUGCCUCCUGAGGAAAACAGUAAGCAAAAUCAAGUUAACAACAAUCAUCAUGAGCCAGUCAGUAUCCUGGUUGAUGAAAUUUAAAAUCACUUCCUUCAUGCCUUCUUUUUACAACCCAAGAAAUGAUCUACAUUUUGUAUGUAUUUCUUAUACACAACAGAGGAGACUUGUAACGUAUUUUUUCGAUUUUGCUUUCCAGCCAGAGUAGCUCUUUGCAUUGUGCAUGCAAAAGUCAGUUGCUGUGUUUGGAAAGUUUUUUUUUCUAUUUAUAGCUCUCAAAGAAACCUUGUGAUAUAGAUGAAAAAAAAGACUACUCAUUCUCAUACUGCAAGUCUUGUGGGAGUAAAUUGUAUUUGAGUGUGUGUGUUUGUUCGAUUGGUACAUUUUUGGAAGUCUAAUUGCCUUUUGUGAUGUAUGUAAAUGAAUUGGUCAUUUAAAAAGAAACACACCAAUCAUUCGUAAUUCUAUUUUAAAGUAGUUUUUUAAAAAUAUUCUUAUUGUAAUGUUCUUUCAAAAAAAGAAAAGAUUGUAAGGAAUGUCAUUUUAAUGAACAGUAUCGGAGGAGUUAAAGAAAAUUUUUACUGUGCAAUAUUUGAAUUUAUAAAUUAUAAUUUAAUGAAACUGUCUAAUUACAGAAUAGACUGUCAAAAAGAAUUUACCAAUGGUAAAAUUUGAAAACCUUGUGUAAAUUUGCUGCUUAUUUUAUUAGGAGAUGCUAAGGGAUGUUUUUUUCUCUCUUCUCUUUAGAAAGAAUUAUUUUAUUUGCUAGUCAUAUUACAAAAAAAAGUAUCAAUUUCUAAAUUGAUUUUUUAUUCUUUUUUUCACAUUUAGUUAUUGCAAUUGUAUUUCAGUGAAUUACAGAUUUAAAAUAGUUAUUUUCAAAUACAGAAAAGGAAUUUUGAGAGAAAAUAUCAGUAUUUUCUCCCUAUUUCUGUUAAAGGUUUUAUUAUUGUUAUUUUAUUUAUUUUUUUGAAUGACCGAUUCCUGUAGAGUGCUCAACUUUCUUAGUAUUUUCAUAUUUAAGGAUAUUAAUAUGCCUUCAAAAUAAGGUUCAUAUGAUUUGCCCAUUGAACCUUAUUAUUUUAAUAUUUCUUUAAAUUUUGGAAAGAAUAUGUAAAUAAAUUACUGACAGUGUCAGUCUUAGUGUCAUGACAGUAAAUUUGGUACUAAUAUACUAAACGUUUUAUGCUGUAAAUAUGAUUGUAAUGCAUGAUUGAGCUAAGAAUUUUUCACAAUAUUUUUCAAUACCUGUAAUGCAUUUUACUACAGAUAACUUUUUACUAUUUUAUAGAAAGCUUUAUUUAUGAUGCAGUUUCUAGCGAAAUUUCUUGUGCCAAUAUAUGCAUUGUAUAUGUAGCACCAUCUGUUUAUCUAUUUGUGAUGUCUUGCACUUAAAAAUAUAGUUUUUCAUCUUGAUGUGAUAAGCAUUUUGCUUUUUAAUUUUUUUUUCCCUUAUAAAGUUUUCAGCUUUUAUGAACUUUCUUUUUGCCAAGGAAAAAUGCAGCUUGGUUUAAAUCUAGAAUUAUAAAAUACUUAAUUUAUUACUUUAUAUUUUUUGUUUGAUUCUGUUUAUAAAAAAAUAAUUAAUUGCAAUCUAAUAUAUUUUUAAAGCAAUCAGUGUUUAAUGGAAGAUUUUGAAUGAACAAAUUUUUUGUGUUCAUGUAUAUUCUUAUUAUAAUUCAGUAUAAUAAAAUAUGAUUAAUGAAUUUUCAAUUUCGGUUAGCAUAUCACUUGCUCAAUAUUGCUCAAAAUAACUUCUUAUAUUUCCUAUAUGAACAAUUUCUUUGUUGUAUCUUUUAGGUCUUUGAAAUAUACAAAAUGUUCAAGUUAUUUUUUAUGUCCAUUUUAACAUUUACAGACAUUGUGAUUUACAGUAAUAACUUUAAUUGUCUUAAAUUGAUUGAUCCUAGUUCAGACUAUUAAAUUUCCGUAGAACAAAAUUUAGAAUGUAGUUGUUAUAUUUUGAUACAUUUUGUAUGCUAUAGUUGCAAAAUGUUAGCACGUAAAUUUUGGAAAUAUUUAAGACAGCAAGUCAGCAAAAUAUUAAGACAACUUAUAUAUAAGUAAAAUAUAUAUAUAUUUACAAGUUUUAUUAAUAAAUUUUAAUGAAAUAUUUAGUAAUUCAAUGUUUCUUUUAUUACUUCUGCUAUAAUGUAUUUAAUUUCAGCCCUUCAAAAAAAUUAACUGUAAAAACAAUUUAAACAUUUUAAGUAAAAUAAAUUUUUACCUAUUUUGAAUGUCUUAUAUAAACUCAAUGAAUAAAUAUAUUGUAAAUUUCCUUUUUAGUUUUGUAAAAUUCUUAAGUUAUUAAAUUUUCCAAAUACUGUAAUGCAGUUUUAUUCCCUCUGUGAUGUGACUAUUCUUUACUGAGCAGAAUAAUUACCAUUUUACCUUGGAAAUAUAUGAACUCAAAUAUGAAAAUGUAGUUAACCUUGUAAUAUUAUUAGUAUGAUAUAUAGUAAAUUGUAUUGUAUAAAUAUAUUUGAUUGCUUUUGAUAAUUAUAUUUGUUAGAAUUCGGUCAUGAAAUAUUUUUGUAUGAUAUGUGAAGCUUUUUAUUCCCUUUCUUUGAUUUGUGCUUCAAGGAAAUAUGAAUCUGAUAACAUUGUGCGCCAACUGGCUUUUAUAUGUAACACUUAAAAUCUAAUUUUGUGCAUUGCUGUUAUUUGCAAGAUCUCAAAAUUGAUAUUUUAUCUGACGGAAUGUUGACAUAUAUGUACUUUCUAGCAUCAAAAACGUUUAAAAUAAUGCUGUAAACAUGUUCUCAUGAUUUUUUUUACAACAGAAUGAAUCUCAAGUGCUUUUUUAACUUUUGUAUUACAAUUUGUAGUAUUUUUAAUAAAGUAGUAAAUAGCCUUACUGAA